AUGGACAUCCUGUGGAACAACGCGGUUCUGCUAAAGGAGGCUAACGUAAUGAGCGUUGAAUUGGAUAAAAAGAUGCAAUAUCAAUUUGUCAUGCUAAGUGACACCCCCUACACACCACUGAAGGACGAAUUGAUGGAAGUGCGAAACUCGUUGCAGAAUCAUGACACCCGUACAGUGGACGGUUUAAAUUCUUCUCCAGCAGUUGAGGAGCCGCCUCUCAAUCGAGGUAUCAUCGCUGUUGAAGCCUUUAACACAGUCAAUGGUCUCAGCUACAAGUGGAGUCUUCAAGCCUUCUAG
This is a messenger RNA of Hydatigera taeniaeformis, 297 nucleotides long. NCBI's taxonomy places the organism in Eukaryota, Metazoa, Platyhelminthes, Cestoda, Cyclophyllidea, Taeniidae. The record is from the annotation of a GenBank genome assembly.